UUUAAGGACUUUUAUCGUAUUAAGCUAAUACUAAACUAUAUAUAUUGUAACCCUAAUAAGCUUAAGACUAUAGAUAAUAUAGUCUUUAAGAUAUACUAUAAGGCUUAUAUUUACUGCCUUAAGGUUCACCAACAUCCUAAUAACUACUAUAGCGCUAUUAUCGUGCCUAAGCCGGAGGAGGAAUUUAAG
Thermothielavioides terrestris NRRL 8126 is the source of this 189-nucleotide messenger RNA. RefSeq lists its product as uncharacterized. NCBI's taxonomy places the organism in Eukaryota, Fungi, Ascomycota, Sordariomycetes, Sordariales, Chaetomiaceae. The annotation marks the transcript as partial. The transcript has a single exon. The record is from RefSeq and is a predicted model, not a curated record.